This is a messenger RNA of Lachancea meyersii CBS 8951, 414 nucleotides long. The record is from the annotation of a GenBank genome assembly. Lineage: Eukaryota; Fungi; Ascomycota; Saccharomycetes; Saccharomycetales; Saccharomycetaceae.
AUGGUGCGAACUGCUAAGUAUCGGAAUUCUGUUGCAGCUAGUGUGGAGAUCGAAAUCGGGCCAUUUGGAGUGUCAACUAUCAACGUUAAGGUCGGAAACUCGAGCGUAACGGGAAUCGGUUCAUGUACUGCCCGAGUAAAUGGUCAGUCGUGGGGCCUUUUAUACUAUAACGAUGAGAAAGACCUCAGUCAAAAAUUUAAGCUUUACUGCGAAGUUAGGAAAAACAUGUCUUUGAGAGUCGACUUCAUCAAACUCGACAUGCAAACCAUUGACGAGCGACUGCCACCUUGGAAAGGCACAGACCCCGAAAGUCCGGACUACGAGGUUCCAGAGUUGGUUUUUGAAGGAUCUCGUCCAGGAAGCUCUGACAGUGAGGUCCAGCCAUUUGUCGGGGUGCUGGCUUUCGAAAAGUGA